This is a messenger RNA of Colletotrichum karsti, 654 nucleotides long. Its product is annotated as CFEM domain-containing protein. The transcript is spliced from 2 exons. Bases 1 to 654 code for a protein of 217 amino acids. Lineage: Eukaryota; Fungi; Ascomycota; Sordariomycetes; Glomerellales; Glomerellaceae. The record is from RefSeq and is a predicted model, not a curated record.
AUGCAGUUCUCCAUCGCCACCAUUGUUGCAGUUGCCGGCCUUGUUGCUGCCCAGAUCGACGGCAUCCCCCAGUGCGCUGUUACUUGCUUGAACAACGCCGCCGCCUCUGCCAAGUGCACAGCUGGCGAUCUCUCCUGCUUGUGCAGCCCUGCAAACUACCAGGCUGUUGUCGUCGCUGGUGGUCCUUGCAUCGUCAGCAGCUGCGGCGCUGACGUUGCUACCAACCAAGUUCUUCCCGCCGCUGGCCGGCUUUGCGCCGCUGUCGUUGGAGGUGGUGGUCCCGCCAGCACUGUUGCCUCCGUCGUUUCUUCCGCCAGAGCUUCCAUUUCCUCGGCUGUUCAGUCUGCCGCCUCCGUCGCUGCCUCCGUCUCCAGCCGCGUUGCCUCCGCCAGCAGUGCCCGCGCUUCUGCUUCCGCCUCUCGCGCGUCCGUUUCCGCUGCCAUCUCUAGCAGAGUUUCUCAGGCUACUGCGGCUCUCACUUCUGCUGCUGCCCCGGGCACCCGCACCGUUGCCGUCACCAACGUUGUCACCAGCCGCAACGGCACUGCUACCGCCACUUCUACUGUCACUCCUGUCAGUGUCAACGGUGCCUCUGUCCAGGGCCCUGUCGGUGUUCUCGCCGUCUUGGCUGUUGCUGUUUUCGCUGCUCUGUGA